Molecule: messenger RNA, 1800 nt
Organism: Lasiodiplodia theobromae
Lineage: Eukaryota; Fungi; Ascomycota; Dothideomycetes; Botryosphaeriales; Botryosphaeriaceae
Product: RNA-binding protein lupus la
Exons: 3
Coding region: 1-1800 (599 amino acids)
Biological process (GO): regulatory ncRNA-mediated gene silencing
Cellular component (GO): nucleus; ARC complex
Molecular function (GO): mRNA binding
Source: RefSeq, a predicted model, not a curated record
AUGGCGUCGCCCGUGGACCAAGCCGCCGCGGGCCAGCUUGCUACCGACCCCAGCAUGGCUACACAGCUUGAAACUCAAUCUCCAGCUGCUGUGAAUGGUCUCGCCCAAGCGUUGCUGCAACAUGACCUCGUUCCCGAACACCCCCAAGGUGAUGAAAUCCGGCGCCAGGUCGAGUACUACUUCUCAGACGAGAACCUCCCAUUUGACCGACACCUCCUCGAGAAAUGCCAAGGUCGCCUCAACCUACCAGUUUCUAUCAAGUCGAUAUGCGGAUUCCCCAAGAUGCGCCGCUACAAGCCUUUCCGCCAAGUCGUGGAAGCCCUCAAGAAGAGCGCCUUCCUAGAUGUAGUUGAAGGCAACAAGAUCAAGCGCAAGCUUCCCUUGAUGGGCAAGACCGUUCUUGAUGAAAAUGACGACGAGUCCGAUGUCGACGUCGCAUCGGACGCAGAGCCUAAGCCUAAGCCUGUGCAAGGCAAAAAGUUCCAGCGCCCGGUAGCGCAGCCGAAGAUAGAGAAGCCUUUUGGCUUCGACAAGCCUCAUGGAUUCGAAGAGUUCUACGCUGACGCCCCAGUCACCCCCGCCGAGUUUCAAGCAGAGGUGGGCAUGUACGACCCCGGCAUCUCAUUCCGACUGCGGAUGGAAUGCGCCAUCCAGCGCUACAACUCGAGGCGUAAGAUGCACCAGCAUUAUGCCAAUGUCUUCGCCAAGUUCAUGAAGUAUGGCGGCGUUGAACACGGUCAGCGCCAGUUCACAGGUGGCAUCAAGGACAAGGAGCUGGAGAACCGAGACGCGCAGGACAUUGCCCUCAUGAUGGCCACCUAUACCAUUGAUCCGGAUAAGGAUGAGGACGAGAACUGGCCCGUUGCUUUUGAAGAGGUUGCAAAGGGCUUUCUCUCUUCCGAAUGGCCGGUCCUCGUGUUCUAUGAUUUGGCUAGCAUCCGCCUUGCAUCGACAGUGUUGAAGAACUUCUACAACUACCUGCUGCACCACAAUGUCUGCCCGGAGUACAACGAUGACAUUUACGCUGCACGCAAGAUCUGCAAUUUAGCUGAGCUAGAGUUUCCCAAUAUUAUUGAGACGUCGGCCAACAUGCCAGGUGACCUCAAUGUCGCCUGCAGCAACCUCUUCAACGGGUUCUACAAGGACAAGUACGUCAGGAUCGGAGAUUGGGACGAAUUGGAGGAGCCGCACAUGCGAGGAAAGUUCUCCACACAUACCGAAGAGAAGUCCGGCAUCAUUCUGAAAGCUGCCGUCGGUGCUCACGGGACUGACGAACAGAUGACUGUCCUGGAGGAGGCAUUCAAUGACAUAACCUGCAUCAGCACGAACGAGAGCACUGGACUCGAGGUUACAGCGGUCGAAAUGCCCUCUUCCGAUGUUCUUGAAGUUUACGCAGCUCUGAACGCCCAAAGUAGAGGUAGGCUUGAACUCAAGCCUGUGGGUAAGCUUCACUGCAAGCAUUGGGAGAUUCCAGACUUCAGUACCUAUGACCUUCCUGAGUGCUACAUGAAGCAGCUCGUGGAAGAUCAGAAGAACAGGAAGUACGAGUUUUGGCUCGAAACAGACAUCUUGCAAACCUGCUUCGUAGGCAUGAGGAUGCAGGCCACAGUGCGCACCCUCAGUCUGGGCUUACAAGUGUUGGAUCAGGUUCAAGAGGUGUACUGCUCAUUCUACACCUACCUUGCUAACGACAUUAUGUGGAAAUGGAGGGAGCCCGUCUUCAAUGAGCAUCCUGCAGAGGACAAGCCGGAGCCCACGACUAACGAAGAUGACGACGACAGCGAGAAAGAACAAGGAUAG